CAGCCAUCUACGCAGCACAGUAUCGCUAAAAUCCGCCGUCAAUCGUUUGAAACGGCGAUACCACUCCGGAUAUCCCUGUUUCAAACUCGCGAAGGAUACUAGAUUCUAGCAGGGAAGUGAAUUUGUUCGAAAAGGCACUUUGGGCCUCUACUUUCUGGAUAAGUCUACCAGGCACCAUGUUUUUCGGCUGCGGAGGUUGCCACCUGCGGUGCUGCGCCUUGAUACAGCAGCGUUCUCUGAGAGAUCCCCCUUGAUGCAAAUAUAAAUACCAGGAAGCUCAAGUUCAACUCACGCCACGAAACCAAUCUUGCUCUUAUCCUCCCGGAGUCCUAGUAGGUCAACGCACUGAUAAUUAUUCCACCUACUUUCAACGUUGCUGUCUCUCUCAUGGACUCCGACACGUCAAGGCAUGGCGGCUUCGUGUUCUAUCAUUACCAGCCCUCGCUAGCAGGGUCCGCAUUCUUUGCUAGUGUCUUCUUCCUUUCGACCAUCCUCCACGCAUGGCAAAUCAUUCGAACAAAAACAUGGUUCUUUAUUCCAAUGUUCGUCGGGACUCUGAUGGAAGGAAUCGGAUACGUUGGAAGAUGUCUCUCAUCUAGUGAGCCCUUGGAACUUGGACCGUUCAUCCUACAAUCUACACUCCUCCUCAUAUCCCCCGCCUUGUUCGCUGCGUCCAUUUAUAUUAUCCUUGGUCGUUUGAUUGUCCACCUGGGCGCACAAAAACAUUCCCUCGUGAGGGUCGACUGGCUCACCCGAACAUUUGUUACGGUUGAUGUUUUCAGUUUUCUAAUGCAGGGAUCCGGUGCUGGAAUCAUGGCGCAAGGAGCUGAAUCCAUGAACACAGGGCAAAAAAUCAUUCUCGCUGGAUUAAUCGUCCAGAUAAUUGGGUUUGGUGUUUUCAUGGUCGUAACCGUCGUUUUCCACCUCCGAAUCAAUAAAACCGUGGCCUCGACCUUCACUCGUGUGUCCCAGUACGAGCCCGACUCCGAUCGCGAGCGACCUGGCCCUGGGGUCCUCAGUCUCGGGCCCCGAGGGGUGUCCUGGAGGACGAUGUUGUGGGCCUUGUAUGCUGCGAGUGCGAUGAUCAUGGUGCGCUCGGUGUUUAGGGUCGUUGAAUACGCACAGGGAAAUGAUGGGUAUCUAUUGCGAAGCGAAGUUUGGCUGUUUGUUUUCGAUGGGGUGUUGAUGUUUAUUACUGUGGCUCUCUUCCACCCUUACCAUCCGUCGAAAGUUUUGGGGUCUACUAACACUGGCACUGGGAAUGUGAGGGAAGAGGACGGGUUUCCACUUGACUCGGUGGCAGCUCGAAGCAAUAGUCCGGAAGGGAACUAUAGUAGGUACUACAGAUAGCAUACCUAUGCGUCUAUAAAAAUGGACAGAAAUUGUCCAGCAUCGAUUUUUAAGUCGAGUAACCGUUGAACGAGUACCGAGC
Messenger RNA from Marasmius oreades (fairy-ring Marasmius), 1432 nucleotides. RefSeq lists its product as uncharacterized. The record is from RefSeq and is a predicted model, not a curated record. Bases 388 to 1350 code for a protein of 320 amino acids. Lineage: Eukaryota; Fungi; Basidiomycota; Agaricomycetes; Agaricales; Marasmiaceae. The transcript is spliced from 4 exons. Gene Ontology annotation, cellular component: membrane.